AUGGGAGAACUAACAGCAAAUUUCAGCGCCGCCGUGUUUGUAUUUUGCUUUUAUUUAGCCAUUGUUUCAGCUCAGAAACUCGACACUUUCAGUCGAGAAUAUGGGCCUUUCAAUGAAACACACUACGCUAUUUUUGAGGUUGAAACCCCCGCUACUAUAAGCAAUAAAGCACUUCAGGUGACUCCAGAUUCAGCUUCGGCGGGCUUCAAUAUGACCUAUAAUUCAGGCAGAAUCCUCUACAAACAGCCCUUCAAGCUCUGGGAAGGUGAUAUUUCAUCAUCCAGAGAAAACCCGGUUGCAUCUUUCAACACUUCCUUUCUUAUCAAUGUUUACAGGCCCAAAAAUGAAACUCCCGGCGAAGGUUUGGCUUUCUUGAUUGCCGCCGAUUUGAACUUGCCGCCCAACAGUUACGGUGAGUUUCUGGGCCUCACGAAUGCCACCACCGACGGGAACGACAGCAAUCACCUGGUUGCGGUGGAGUUUGACACCUUCAAACAGGAUUUUGACCCUGAUGACAAUCAUGUAGGUAUCGACAUCAAUGGCGUCAGAUCUUUAAGAACUGAAUCUUUGACACCCUUCAAUAUCACAAUAGCUCCAAAGGGUCCUAAGUUUUACAACGUGUGGGUGGAUUAUGACGGUGUUGAGAAGUUCCUUGCAGUGUACAUAGCAGAACAGGCUGAGCAAACUGGCCCUACUCCUCCCAAGCCUAGCUCGAGUAUUAUUAGUGCAAAUCUGAAUCUGCGAGAUCAUCUAAAUCAGUAUUCAUAUUUCGGGUUCUCUGCAUCUACAGGGAAUUUUACACAAUUGAACUGUGUUUUGAGGUGGAAUUUGACUAUCCACUACUUUCCAGAUCAAAAUCACACAUGGUUGAAGAUAACUUUAGGAGUUGGAGUGCCUAUUUUGGUGCUCCUGAUAAUGGGAGCAGUGGGAUUUGGAUACUAUUUCCGCAAGCGGCGAAUGGCACAUUGUAAUUCAAACUUGGCAGGGGCUCUAAAGAGUCUUCCCGGUACACCUCGAGAGUUCAAAUUCAUGGACCUGAAAAGGGCUACAAACAGUUUUGACGAGAAGAACAAGCUUGGACAAGGAGGAUAUGGAGUUGUAUACAAAGGGUUUCUAGCUAAGGAGAAUCUGGAGAUUGCAGUCAAGUGGUUUUCCAGGGAGAGUAUCAAAGGACAAGAUGAUUUCUUGGCUGAACUUACCAUCAUUAAUCGCCUUCGGCAUAAACAUCUUGUUAAACUUCUGGGAUGGUGCCACAAGAACAGGAAGCUUCUUCUUGUGUAUGAAUACAUGCCGAACGGAAGCCUGGACAAACACCUGUUUUCAGAGCCCAACAUAGAGCCACUUGGAUGGAGUCUUCGAUAUAAAAUAGUUUCUGGGGUAGCCUCAGCCUUGCAUUAUCUCCAUAACGAGUAUGAGCAGAGGGUAGUACACAGAGAUCUUAAAGCUAGCAACAUCAUGCUUGACUCCAACUUCGAUUCCCGUCUAGGAGACUUUGGCCUUGCACGGGCGCUCGACAAUGGGAAGACCUCAUAUGCCGAGGCUGAGGGAGUGCUAGGCACAAUGGGAUACAUUGCACCUGAGUGUUUCCACACUGGAACAGCCACGCAACAGUCUGAUGUCUUUGCAUUCGGGGCAGUCUUGUUGGAAUUGGUAUGUGGUCUACGUCCCGGAACCAGAAUUGCUGGCUUCCAAUUGUUGGUGGAUUGGGUUUGGUUCUUGCAUCGUGAUGGGCGCUUACUUGACGCUGUAGAUCAGAGAUUGUAUGACGAAUUCGUUGCAGAAGAAGCCGAGAGGCUUCUGCUGCUGGGGUUGGCCUGUUCACAUCCUACUGCUAGUGAAAGGCCUAAAACACAGGCUAUAAUUCAAAUUAUCUCGGGAACAGUGCCAGUGCCGAAUGUUCCACCUUUCAAGCCAGCUUUCGUGUGGCCGGCUGCCGGACACACAGAUUUAGAUUCGAGUUCAGUCAAGACGACGUCAAUUACAACUUCAACUUCACAUUCCAGCUCGGGUUGGAGUCCACAGGAUCUUAGCAGGGAGAACUAUACUGGAAACACAGACUCCUUGGUGUAA
This is a messenger RNA of Fraxinus pennsylvanica, 2070 nucleotides long. The record is from the annotation of a GenBank genome assembly. Lineage: Eukaryota; Viridiplantae; Streptophyta; Magnoliopsida; Lamiales; Oleaceae.